Messenger RNA from Meira miltonrushii, 2589 nucleotides. RefSeq names its product ubiquitinyl hydrolase. The record is from RefSeq and is a predicted model, not a curated record. The transcript has a single exon. The coding region runs from base 1 to 2589 and encodes 862 amino acids. Gene Ontology annotation, biological process: protein deubiquitination. NCBI's taxonomy places the organism in Eukaryota, Fungi, Basidiomycota, Exobasidiomycetes, Exobasidiales, Brachybasidiaceae. Gene Ontology annotation, molecular function: protein binding; zinc ion binding; cysteine-type deubiquitinase activity.
AUGACUUCUGCUUGUCCACAUUUAACCGCCGCAUUUGCUUCAUUAAAUGCACCACGAUUGUCCCAACAAGUUCACAAAGAAGAAUGCACGCUUUGCUUUGACAAUCAAGAUGGGGCCAACGGUAUCGAUGUUUGUUUGAUCUGUUUCAAUGGUGGCUGUACCGGUAAUCAGGAUCGGGAACAUUCUACAUUACAUCAUGCAAAGACAGGACACAAUAUCGUUCUCAAUAUCAAGAGAAGGCCAAAGCCAAAAUCUGAAGUCGAGCCGCCACAGCCAAAGAAGCUGGCAAUUGCAGCUGAGACUGAGGCGGACAAAUUUGACUUUAUCACGACACCCAAGUGCUUGGCAUGUCAGGGUGGUAGGGAGCUCCCGUUAACCAGCAAAUUGGAAGAAGUGGUUGAGGGAGUGAUGAAAGCGUUAUCGUCUGCUCAGCAAUCUGAAGUGAAAGCAUGGGAAGAGGAAAUCGUUGUUUGUGAUCAUACUGUGGACUUGAAGCAAAUUGGUGAACCUUUCAAGCUUGAAGCAGAUGGACUGGCAAAAUGUGGAAAGUGUGAGUUGGACUCCAAUUUGUGGCUCUGUUUGACUUGCGGUAACCUUGGUUGCGGAAGAGCACAGUUUGGAGGCGUUGGUGGAAAUUCACAUGGCCUUGCUCAUUUUGAAGAGACCGGACAUCCCGUCAGUGUGAAGCAAGGAACAAUUACAGCAGAGGGAACGGCAGAUAUUUACUGUUAUGCAUGCAAUGAUGCACGCUUAGACCCUAAAUUGGCCAAACAUUUGUCAUUCUUUGGCAUCAAUGUGGUUGACUUGUCCAAGACUGAAAAGAGUAUGACAGAACUACAACUCGAGCAAAAUCUCAAAUUUGACUUCAACAUGACCGGAGAAGAUGGAAAAGAACUAGAGCCGGUGUUCGGACCUGGCCUGACAGGCUUGAAGAAUUUGGGAAAUAGCUGUUACAUGGCUUCUGUAUUACAGACUUUGUUUGCACUGCCCGUCUUUCGUACUCGGUAUUUGGACGCAUAUCGACCACAUGCAACGCAAUGUUCAAACAAUUUGCCAGCUACGUGUCUCGAAUGCCAAACCACAAAAGUAGCAGAUGGUCUACUUUCGGGUAGGUACUCGGUACCGCGCAGCAAAGAUGCCUCUUCUCAUUCCAACGAAUCCGAUCAAGGGCCAAUUUUCCAAGAUGGUAUCCGACCAAGCAUGUUCAAAGCUCUUGUAGGGAAAGGACAUGAAGAAUUCUCCACAAUGCGACAACAGGAUGCAGACGAAUUCCUAAAGCAUUUGAUCACAGCUUUGCAGAACGAGUCUAAACGAUUGGCAGCAGACCCGCAAUCGUCUAGCUCUGGCGCUCCCAUCUCUGAUCCGACAAAGAUAUUCUCAUUCGGACUACAACAACGACUGCAGUGCUUGGAGUGCAAGAAGGUACGAUACACCAUCGAAGCGCAAGAUGCAGGAUUAAGUCUGCCCGUACCAAUCCGAGUGAAAGACAAGAGCAGCAAAGGCAAAGCACCAAUAGAAGGACAAGAUGCGAGUGAUGACAAAGCAAAAGUUGAGCAGGAAGAUGGAAAGGUGGAAUAUGAGCCUGUCGAUUUGAAGGAGUGCUUGGACAUCUUUACCGCUCCUGAAACGCUUGAUUAUCGUUGUCCUUCUUGCGAUAAAAAUGUUCAAGCUACAAAGCAGACGCUGUUCACAUCAUUUCCGGAUGUGUUGGCUAUUCAAGUGCGUCGCUUCCAGCUUAUCAACUGGGUUCCACAAAAAGUGGACGUGCCUAUCAUCAUGCCUGUUGAUGGUUCACUGUCACUCGAUGCAUACUUAGGGACCGGAAAGCAAGAAGGCGAGAUUGAAUUACCAGAAGAUACUUCAGCGCAAGCCAGCAACGUUCCUACAUUCGAUGCAGGUGCAAUGUCACAAUUGACAGCAAUGGGUUUCCCGGAAGUACGUUGUCAGCGUGCACUACUAGCAACCGGUAAUACGGGAGAUGCAGAAGCAGCAAUGAAUUGGCUCUUUUCACAUAUGGAAGACCCUGAUAUCGAUGAUCCUAUUGAUUUCUCAAAGUAUCAAUCAGGAGCAGCAAGUUCUGCUGCCGCUGGUGGGGGUGCACCAGAUACAUCUAUGCUAGAAGAUAUGGGCUUCACAAAAGCACAAGCAAAGAAGGCUUUACGGUUGAAUGGUAACAAUCCCGAGAUUGCCGUUGCUUGGUUGUUCGAGAAUCCAGGCGACGCAGGAGAUUCGGAAGAUAGCAAACCUGCAACGACAAGUGAAGGAGCUGGAGAAUCAAGUGCAGCAGGUGUGAUUGGUGGAAGAUCUGAACUUCCAGCAAAUUAUCGAUUGAAAGCAUUCAUUUCGCAUAAAGGUCCUUCAGUGCAUAGUGGACAUUACGUUGCUCACAUUUCUGAACCCAGCAGUUUGAUUCAAUCUGGUCAAAAAGUGCAAAGUACAAAAGAGGAUUCUUCUUGGGUUUUCUUCAACGAUGAAAAAGUCGUUCUUGCUCCUUUAACUUCAAUUAGCGCAAAAGACCCUUCAACCGAUGUUGGCGUUCAAGGUUUAUCAAAAUUAGCAUACGAGUAUAUCUGGGUACGUGAAGAGUGA